UUACAUAUCAUUUGGCAUCAAUUAGUUUAACAAUGAUGUUUUUUUCGUGCGUUGGAUAUAUAGUGUUAAUUGUUGUUACCAUUUAUUUUAUAUUGGCUUUGAAACAAUGGAUACGACUAUUCAAAUAUAUAAAUUUGUUGCCUGGAUCACGGGCCAAAUCUUUCCUCGCACAUUCGACUGAUUUGGUGAAAGGUAGAGCAUCUGUAUUCAAAACACUUCGAUACUGGGGUAAAACGUAUGGACCGGUGUAUAAUAUCUCUGCAACAAGUUUGUUUCCUUCUGCCAAUAUUUCUGGGUCUGAAGAAUUUGAAAAAAUAGCCUCAACAACAAAACAUAUCGAGAAGAGCUCAAUUUAUAAGCUAUUUGACCGAUGGUUGGGACAAGGACUUUUGACAAGUACAGGAUCCUUAUGGCACACUCGCAGAAAAAUUCUCACUCCAGCUUUCCAUUUCAGUAUAUUGCAAAAUUUCGUUUCUAUUUUCAAUUCUGAAACUAAAAAGUUGGUGAAUGAUUUACAAAAAGAAACCGAUAAACCUUGGAUAAAUAUUUUACCUCAUAUUUCGUUAUUCACAUUAUAUUCAAUUACAGAGACUUCGAUGGGAUCAACUUUGAAUAUAAGUACAUCUGCAGAUAAGUCCUAUAUUAAAGCUAUUCUAGAACUUGGAGGGCUAUUGGCUGAAAGGCUAUUGAGACCUUGGGGUUAUAAUAAACUUUACGAUUAUAUUUCUCCAGACGGUAUAAAAGAGAGAAAGAUAACGAAUGAUAUACAUGAUUUCACCCAGAAGAUUAUAACAGAAAGAUCUAAACAAUUUAAAAAAUUUCAAGUUCCGAGUGAAAAUGAUAGCUAUUCUAUGAGGAAGAAGUUGGCGUUUCUAGAUUUGCUUCUAAAUGGAAAAGAAGAUGGAAAUAUAGAUGAUCAAGGGAUAAAAGAUGAGGUUAAUACUUUUAUGUUCGAGGGCCACGACACAACAUCUAUGUCAAUUUGCUUUACCUUGAUGCUAUUAGCUAAUUAUCGUAAAUAUCAGGAUGAGAUAUAUGAAGAAGUUGUCACCGUUAUUGGUGAUAAUGAAGAUCCGGACAUAAAUAGAUUAAAUGAUUUGAGAUUAAUGGAGAGAUUCAUCAAAGAAAGCUUGAGGCUGUAUCCUAGUGUACCGUUUAUAUCUAGAAGUUUGGAAGAAGACACAAUCGUUAACGGAUAUCUUUUACCAAACAAAGCUAUUGUGAAUAUUCACAUUUUCGAUAUCCAUCGAAAUGAAAAAGAUUGGCCGGAGCCCGAAAAAUUUGACCCCGAUAGGUUUUUACCAGAAAAUUGUGUUAAUAGACAUCCUUAUGCUUAUGUUCCAUUUAGUGCUGGUCCUCGAAAUUGUAUAGGUCAAAGGUUUGCGAUGCUCGAAAUAAAAGCAGUUCUAUGUGGCAUAUUGAGAAACUUCAUUUUAGAACCCAUAGAUACACCUGAAACUAUUAGAAUGGUAACCGAUCUCGUACUGAGACCAGAGAACAAUAACAUAAAAAUUAAAAUAUCUCCAAGACAUAAUAAGAUAUAAAUCAGUUCCAGAAAUAAUAUACAUACAAGCGCAAUAUUAA
Molecule: messenger RNA, 1584 nt
Organism: Diorhabda carinulata
Lineage: Eukaryota; Metazoa; Arthropoda; Insecta; Coleoptera; Chrysomelidae
Product: cytochrome P450 4C1-like
Exons: 8
Coding region: 33-1544 (503 amino acids)
Molecular function (GO): iron ion binding; heme binding; monooxygenase activity
Source: RefSeq, a predicted model, not a curated record